UUGAACAGGAAGAGACUGACUUAUUUCUCUUUUUCGUCAUACUGACUGCUCUUUAUGUCUGUGAAAGAUUAAAAAAGAAACGUGAAGAAGGAAGAUAAACCCUCUGAAGAAUUAUUCAGUCGUUUGUUUCUGAAUAGACAGCUGAUUUUUGUAAGUGAUAGGUGGAGCUCAAAUGGCUUCCCUAUCGGAAGAUGUUUUGUGUCCCGUGUGCCGUGAAAUCUUCAAGGAUCCUGUUGUUUUAUCGUGCAGUCACAGUUUCUGCAAAGAGUGUCUUCAACGGUUCUGGAGAACCAAGGAAACUCAGGAGUGUCCCGUCUGCAGGAGAAGAUCCUCGAAAGAGGAAAUUCCUCCUAAUCUGGUGUUAAAAAACUUGUGCGAGUCGCUCCUGAAGGAGAGAAACGAGAGGUAUUCAUCUGGAUCUGAGGAGAUCUGUGGUGUACACCGAGAGAAACUCAAGCUCUUCUGUCUGGAGGACAAACAGCCGGUGUGUUUAGUGUGUAGAGAUUCACAGAAACACGUCAGUCACACAUUCAGACCCAUCGGGGAAGCCGUUUCAUCGUAUAAGGAGGAGCUCAGUACCACACUUAAGUCCUUUCAAGAGAAAUGUAAACAUAGUGAAAAAAAGAAAGAUGAGUUUGAGGAAACAAUUCAAUACAUCAAGUCUCAAGCUGAUCACACAGAGAGUCAGAUUAAACAGCAGUUUGAGAAGCUUCAUCGGUUUCUCAGAGAUGAAGAAGAAGCUACGAUCACUGCACUGAGGGAGGAAGAGGAGCAGAAGAAGAAGAUGAUGAAGGAGAAGCUGGAGGAGAUCAACAGACACAUCUCAGCUCUUUCACACACAAUUAAAGACACAGAGGAGAUGAUGAAAGACAAUGAUGUCUGCUUUCUGAAGAAGUUUCCGUUCUCGAUGGAAAGAGUCCAGAUCUCAUCACAGCCGGAUCCACAGACACCUUCUGGAGCUUUGAUUCAUGUUCCACGAUACUUGGGCAACCUGUCCUUCAGAGUCUGGAAGAAGAUGCAGGACAUUCCUCCUGUGGUUCUGGAUCCAAACACGGCUCAUCCACGUCUCGUCCUGUCUGAAGAUCUUACCAGCGUGAGAUACAGCAGUGACAAACUGCUCCCCGAUAAUCCAGAGAGAUUUGACAAGUCAUACUGUGUCGUGGGUUCAGAGGGUUUUAACUCAGGGACACACAGCUGGGACGUGGAGGUUAAAGACAGUCGUUCCUGGAGUCUUGGAGUAACUACAGCAUCAAUCCAGAGGAAGGGUUUCAUUUCUCUUACUGAUGGUGUCUGGACUGUGCAGUUCGGACUAAAUAAAUGGGCUGGCUUUGGUGUUGACCAGGAUCUUGAUCGUGUGAGAGUGUGUCUGGACUAUGACGGAGGAACAGUGUCUUUCUUUGAUCCUGUAACUAACACACAUCUACACACAUUCACAACCACCUUCACCGACACUGUCUUACCUUUCUUCUGGUGUUAUGGAUUUUCCUCUCUAAAGAUCUUACCGUUCAACAGUCAGUAAUCAUUUCACCUGUAGGUCUGGAUCUUCCUGUUUUCAUCAUGGGUAACAGUGCUGUUGAACUGUGUAUCAGUGCAGCUGUGAUCUGAUCACAUGACUGAUAUCUAGCACUACAGACGCACUUUCAUAUUUCUUUAAGUGAUUAAUGUAUCUUAAAGAUUUCACAAUCUUAAAGACCAGAUUUUUUUUUCCCCCAAACAAAGCCAAAGCAGGACUGAGUAGUGCAAAUUAAGUGAACAUAUCAUACAUCGCAGGUACCAAUAGUUGCCUUUUAAUUGUUCCAAAAAUAAUGAAUACUUGUAAAAUACUUGUAGAAUUCUGUACAGAAAAAAAAAAAUAUUACAAAGCUGAUAGCCUAACGUCAGUGUAAUUCAUUAACUUGUGCAAAUGUAGUGCAGCCUAAAUGUUUUAGUCACACAGUCCCAGUCCUCAGUGAAGCAUUUUUCUUUUAAAAUAUUUUUAAACAAUUAUAUUGUUCACUUAAUCCUGUAAAAUAAUAGCAUAAUAUGCACAUGUUGCUGCACUGUAACAUCACUUGUUAAAAACCUAAUAAAAAGCACUACAGUGGA
Puntigrus tetrazona (Sumatra barb) is the source of this 2085-nucleotide messenger RNA. Its product is annotated as nuclear factor 7, brain-like. Gene Ontology annotation, biological process: protein ubiquitination. Gene Ontology annotation, molecular function: protein binding; ubiquitin-protein transferase activity; zinc ion binding. NCBI's taxonomy places the organism in Eukaryota, Metazoa, Chordata, Actinopteri, Cypriniformes, Cyprinidae. The transcript is spliced from 6 exons. Bases 173 to 1519 code for a protein of 448 amino acids. The record is from RefSeq and is a predicted model, not a curated record.